This is a messenger RNA of Gymnodraco acuticeps, 2628 nucleotides long. RefSeq names its product SLC9A3 regulator 1b (gene nherf1b). Bases 315 to 1517 code for a protein of 400 amino acids. NCBI's taxonomy places the organism in Eukaryota, Metazoa, Chordata, Actinopteri, Perciformes, Bathydraconidae. Gene Ontology annotation, molecular function: protein-membrane adaptor activity; signaling receptor binding. Gene Ontology annotation, biological process: protein localization to plasma membrane. The transcript has 7 exons. Gene Ontology annotation, cellular component: apical plasma membrane. The record is from RefSeq and is a predicted model, not a curated record.
CAGAGAGGGGAGCUGUGUGAGUUUAACCAGCCUCAGCUCAGUCCUCAGGUCAGGACCUCCAAUUCGCGUGAGAGCACCGAGUCACAGUGCAGAUUUACACAAGUGAGAGGACACACACACACACACACACACACACACACAUCCAGACUUAAACUCGUGUGUGAAGCUGGAACAAACACCAGCACCGUUUCCCACGGAGUAAUCUCCAGGGCGGGGGUUGGGUGCAUUUCUACGCACACCCUUCCUAAGCAGUAUCCUGAGCUUUAACUCCACUUUAAAAACACAGUGAAGGCGAGAGGAGCCUUACCACCACAAUGCCGAGCAAAAGCCAGUCUUUACGCCCCCGGUUGUGCACGCUGGACAAGGCGGACACCGGGUACGGUUUCCACCUCCACGGAGAGAAAGGUAAGACGGGGCAGUUUAUCCGGUUAGUGGAGCCUGACAGCCCGGCUGAGACCUCGGGGCUCCGCGCGGGAGAUAGGCUCGUGUUCGUGAACGGGGACGACGUGGAGCACGAGAGUCACCAGCAGGUCGUGUCCCGGAUUCGAGUCACCGCGGGCCGGCUGGAGCUGGUGGUGGUGGACCCGGACACGGAGCAGCUGCUGAAGAAACACAACAUGAAGUGCCUGAAGGAGUAUGUCACUGACGGGGUGCCCUUACCCUUCGACGAGGAGGAAGAAGAGGAGGGAGAGGAGGUGGUGGUGGUGGUGGUUGAAGCAGAGGAGUUGGACGGGACAGUAAACGGGGAUGAGAGGCAUGCAAAGGAGGGUGAAGAAGACGAGGAAGAGGACCGGGAGGGGACACCCAGGGAGUCCACGCCAGUCCCGGAGAGAAACGGGGAAAUCCACAUGCACGUCGAGAAAAAGCUGAGCAUCAACUCUGAGAAGGAGGUGAUGAGCUCUGAACUGCGGCCUCGUCUCUGUGUGAUCCAGAGAGGGGCGAGCGGGUAUGGCUUCAACCUGCACAGCGAGCGGGCGCGGCCGGGCCAGUACAUCCGAGCGGUGGACGAAGACUCUCCAGCAGAGAGGGCGGGCCUGCUGCCCAAAGACAGGAUAAUACAGGUGAACGGUGUGUCGGUAGAAGGGAAGACGCACUCGGAUGUGGUGUCCGCCAUUAAAGCCGGUGGGAACGUGGCCCGUCUGCUGGUGGUGGACGCAGACACAGAAGCCUUCUUCAAAAAGUGCAGAGUCGCCCCUUCCACGGACUAUCUCACCGGUCCCCUGCCUGAGCCUGUCCUUAAUGGGAAAAUGGAGGAGAAGGUGAAUGGUAGAGGGGCCAAAGAGGCACAGAGGGACUCAAAGAUGUCAAUCAGUCCUUCUCCGUCCAACGCUUCCUCCAACACCUCGCUCACAACCCCACCCGCCAAAACCACACCUGAGGGUUUUGUUGCGGGCGCCAUCCCGGCGCUCAACCUGUCCCUGCAGCAGGUCAAAGAGCUCGCCCACCAGAAACGCUCCAACAAGAAAGCCCCCCCCAUGGACUGGACCAAGAAAAAUGAACUCUUCAGCAACCUAUAGGCCGCCUCAGCUCUGCACACACAUAUUUUAUACAGUUGUUCUUACACAGAGACAUCAGAAAGAAUUUUUUUUUUUAAAUAUCAUGACAUUAAAUGAGCAUUUUAACUAUUGGCAUCAGACAAAUCAAGCCGUUCUGUAAAAUAUAGUAUUCUUCCUCUUAUUAUUACUCUAUGUUAUUUUAACCCAGAUAUAUUAUGUGUAUAAUGUGCUACUAACAAUGAAAGAUGUAUAUGCCAAUGAAGGAGAACUGGACCAUGUUGAAAAUGUGUGUUUGUUUGUGUGCGUGUGUGUGGACCCUGACAGUCACUGCUGGUCAGAGUCUGGUGCCUGUGGAAGUUUAAUGACCUUCCUCCUCCGUCUGCUUAUCUGUCUUUAAAAAGUUUUUACUAACAUUUUAAACACUAUAAUAACAGGAAUUAAACCAGCCAGACAAUCAAUUGACCACAUAUCUGUAGUUGACCUUUUUUAUUUUUGUUUGUAGGGAUUAACAUCUGACUGAACAGCAAUUUAUUUACAGUUUACAUGGUAAGCUUCUUUUUUUUAUCACCAUUGCUUGUUAUAACAAGAUCCUGAAAAUGAUUCCCUGAUGGCUUUAAACUGGAAAGACCGUUGCUUCAAAAUGGGCUCUCUUAUAUUGUAUGUAUGUAUAUAUAAAUACAUAUAUAUCGUCUUAACGUAAUUCCACUGUUUUAACCGUUUCUUGCUACUGUGCAUGAUUUCAUCUUAUGACUUCUUGAUAUCACCUUUUAUUAAAUGUGAACUACAGUUUAUUUUAAAUAACUUAUAUCGUCCUCACUUUGCCCUUAUGUCCGCUGUGAUUGGCCGUUCAGUUCACAUUUUGAGCAUAUGGGAUAUUUGUAUCGCUUGCUUGAGAAAUUAGAUUUUUACACAUUUCUAUCAAUGCCUUGUAAGAAAAAUAAUUAUGUAACUUUGAGAUGAUGUAUUUCUAAAAGACUGUCCGUUCGUCACUAGAUUUUAUGCAUUUGUGCAGUAUUGAGAAUAGUGAUGAUUUUUCCAAAUGAAGGAUUUCAUUAUAUGAAGAUGUUUUUUUGUAGUUUAUGUAAGAAGUAAGCCAUUUCUAUACUGUAAUAAAUCAUCACACAAAACAAGA